AUGGGCUCCGAGACUUCCCCUCCUCUGGGCCCGAAGCCCAAAUCGGCCAUUCCUUCCUACCUUCUCAACGGGCCAUCUUCUGAUCGCAUGCCUAGUCGAAUUAGAGAGAGAGAAAGCCUAAAUUCCUCGAUUAAAACAUCAUUUGCGCGGACUCAGCUUGUCGAUGAAGAACUGGGCAAUGGUGUCGCAUUGCCCGCCCGCAGCAACCUAUCCAACGAAGCGCAAAACCUCGGACGUAUUUCUGAAAGUCAAGACGCCUCUGUAAGUCUUAAGCGGACUAUAAGCGUGCCUCCUCGCGACCCCAGGGACCAUACGGGCCCUUCCCCCUUGGUCAGCCGGCCGGCUAGUCCUUACACGGCAAACCCGCCAAUUGAUUUUGAUGGCCUCAGUUGGCCUAGCAUCGGCACAAGAGCGCGUCUAGAGUCUACACCGGACGAAACGGAACUCCGAAUCCAAAAGCUUGCGGGUGCGGUACGAACCAUUUUCGAGUGUAUCGGUGAGGAUCCAGAGCGUGAAGGGCUGCUCGGUACCCCAGAGCGAUACGCCAAGGCAAUGCUUUAUUUUACAAAAGGUUAUGAAGAAAAUGUUCGAGAUUUGGUGAACGGUGCUGUUUUUCAUGAGGACCACGAUGAACUCGUCAUUGUCAAGGAUAUUGAGGUGUUCUCUCUUUGUGAACAUCACAUGGUUCCGUUUACCGGCAAGAUGCAUAUCGGUUACAUCCCAGACCGCAGGGUUCUUGGGCUUUCUAAACUUGCUCGCUUGGCGGAAAUGUUUUCUCGGCGUCUACAGGUCCAAGAGCGAUUAACAAAACAAGUGGCGCUGGCUAUUGCUGAGGUGUUAAAGCCUCAGGGUGUUGCAGUAGUUAUGGAAUCGAGCCAUCUCUGCAUGGUAAUGCGCGGAGUCCAGAAAACUGGAAGCACCACCACAACCAGCUGCAUGCUUGGCUGUAUGAGGUCAAGUGCAAAAACCCGAGAAGAGUUUCUUAAUUUACUAAACCGGAAGUGA
Messenger RNA from Ophidiomyces ophidiicola, 1005 nucleotides. It is a transcript of the gene FOL2, whose product is annotated as GTP cyclohydrolase I. NCBI's taxonomy places the organism in Eukaryota, Fungi, Ascomycota, Eurotiomycetes, Onygenales, Onygenaceae. Bases 1 to 1005 code for a protein of 334 amino acids. Gene Ontology annotation, molecular function: zinc ion binding; GTP cyclohydrolase I activity; GTP binding. The transcript is spliced from 3 exons. Gene Ontology annotation, biological process: tetrahydrofolate biosynthetic process; tetrahydrobiopterin biosynthetic process. Gene Ontology annotation, cellular component: cytoplasm. The record is from RefSeq and is a predicted model, not a curated record.